AAGCGACGCUAAAGUGCGACAGCUAACAAGAUCAACUAUCCUGCGGAGCGUGGAGAUCUACGGUAACGACAAUGGUUGCCCCAGCAGCUUUGGCUCUAAUAUAUCCUGCCCUGCUCACUUCGUUGAUGCGGGCAAAUUACACGGUUUUCCCCAACGAAGAAGGUGUACCUUAUCUGAUUAAAAUCGACAAUACGCCACUGACUUUGGAGGAACGAAGCGCUUUGGCCGCAAAUGUGAACGAAAUUACUUUCACACUUUUCACACGAAACAACCGACAAAAUGGACAUGUCCUGAAACUGAAUGACAUAAACUCCGUACGGGGUAGUCAAUGGGGAGCAAACAAACCAACGAUCUUAGUCGCUCAUGGUUGGAAGAGCUCUGGUACCUCUUCAGCCUGCACCUUGAUACGCGAUGCUUUCCUCAAAGCUCUGGACUGCAACGUCGUCGUUAUUGACUGGAGCUCGAUAGCACACAACAUAGCUUACUCUGUUGUUGCGAAGAGCGUGCCAGACGUGGCUGCACACGUAGCUUCUUUCGUAAAUUUCUUGCGCAGCAAGGCUGGUUUGAAUCCAUCCAACACGAAAUUAAUCGGACAUUCUCUUGGUGCUCACGUCGCGAGUUUGAGCGCGCGACUUGUGUCGAAUGUAGCAGAAGUGAUCGCUCUGGACCCGGCUAAACCCAUGUUCCAAAACAAAGAAUCUAACAAUAGAGUUGAUAGCUCGCACGCAAAGAACGUCCAAGUUAUUCACACAUGUGCUGGUCUGCUGGGAAUGGAUACCUCUGUAGGUACCUCUGAUUUUUUCGCCAACGGAGGAAGAAAUCAACCAGGUUGCAACAAUGAUUUACUUGGUGCCUGCGCGCACGGACGCAGUUAUGAGUACUACAGUGAAUCUAUUACAAAUCCAAGAGGUUUCCUCGGUACACCUAAAAACGGAGGUUUAAAGGUGUACAUGGGAGGCCCUACUCUCAGUUCAAGUGCCAGGGGAACUUACGAUUUCAAAACUAGAAGCCAACCACCUUACGCGGUCGGUGGAUAAAAAUAUUCAUGUUUACCACAUUGUAUAUAAUAUCAU
Molecule: messenger RNA, 1073 nt
Organism: Habropoda laboriosa
Lineage: Eukaryota; Metazoa; Arthropoda; Insecta; Hymenoptera; Apidae
Product: pancreatic lipase-related protein 2-like
Exons: 7
Coding region: 72-1037 (321 amino acids)
Biological process (GO): lipid metabolic process
Molecular function (GO): lipase activity
Source: RefSeq, a predicted model, not a curated record